AUGGUCUAUUCCGAGAACUCUGUGCAGAAGUCCGAGGAAGAGUGGAGGGCAAUCCUCAGCCCGGAGCAGUUCUACAUCCUCCGCCAGAAGGGGACCGAGUAUGGUCACUGAAUUCCGAAGUUGCAUCGUUUUGCUUGCGUUUUCGAUCGUCUGCUCCCCCUGAAAGCAAAAUCGCUAUGUUUUUUUCUUUUCCAAUCUCCAUAAUUAUUUCUUGAAAGUAUCCAUAAUAUUAUUAAAAGAAACCCUUGCAUGCUAAUCGACGUAUCAUGGCCGGAAUUUUCAUCAACCUGGAAUGGAUAUCAUUUUUCUUUUUUUUUUUCGGGGAUUAAAAUUUCAUCAAAUGAAGCAAGACUGGGGUGCAUGAACAAGCCCACGGAAUUCUUUUCUUCAUUUCUUGAGCAGUACAUUGACUCUCUUCUGGAACGAAAUUGCUCUCUGAUUUAAGAUAUAAGAGAAACUGUAUGUGCGAAGGUUUAAAAUCUCCGAAACAGGUGGAAGAAAGAAAUGCAGGAUCACCACUAUGGCCCUCUGAGUUCUGAUUCAAAAUAUAUAAAAAAUAAAUAAAAACAAAACUCUAUCCAUACCUAUCACGUUGCUAGGGAGCAUGCCUCAGAUAUAAAAACAUAAAAGAAGAAAGAUGGGGAAGAAAGUGACGACUUUGGCUGACUGGGUCAGGACACUUGAAUACUAUAAGAGCUAUGGAUAUGAAAUCCACCAAUUCAUUGAUUGAUAGAUGGGAAAAUAUCGUCAAUCUUUGGUAUGAUGCAACAAUAUUGCAUACUUAUAUAGUCCUGGAGGUUAGGUACGUAUAAGUAGGUAAAUAUGAGAAAUCCGUUGCUAGUGGAAUCCAAGAUUAAAACUAAGGGAUCUUUGAAUCUUACAUCAAGAGCUGAAGCCUCUGUCAGUUCUCUUAAGAAUAUCCUAAUAUUGAUUGUAAUAGAAAGGAGCCUGAGGCUGUGAUUAAAAAGGUGGGCAUACUCCUCUCUCUGAUUGCCCAAUUGGUGUUGAAUUGCAUGGCCCAAUUACUCUGACAAUUUCAUUCUGUGGAUCUCCGCUGGUGCAACAGGGCUAUCAAUCUGUUUUCUUGAUCAAAGAUAAGGGGUGAUUAAAUGGCACUCCUAUCAACACCAGAUUGAGUCAACGGUCGGCGUCUAGUAUUCAGUAAUUAUGUGCCAUUGUUGCAUUUUCCUCUUCUGGCUUCCAAGUGCCAAAAAACAUCCUCAAUGGAGGAAAAAUAAACCUGCUUUCCAUCUGACUCUACAGGGACGUGGUUAAGUUCCCUCUCCCCAUCUUUGUGGGUGGAAAAAGAUGUCGUAGUUUUUUUUUUCCUUUUUUGGCAAUUUAAGGUCUUGAUCAUCUUCUGGUUGUCAGAUGGACACGUUCAUCAGAUAUUGCUGUGCUCGUGUAGGUAUCCGGGCACCGGAGAGUAUAACAAGUUUUAUGAAGAGGGUGUAUACAACUGUACAGGUUGUGGAACCCCACUGUAUAAAUCCACGACGAAAUUUGACUCCGGCUGUGGCUGGCCGGCGUUCUACGAGGGGCUUCCUGGGGCAAUAAAGCGCACGGUACAAUCCUCUCCGUUCCUUUCCUUUCCUCACUCAUUUUCUUCCUGGUUCAUCUUGAAAUCCUUUUAAUGAACAUCAUAAUAUGAGGUGUGUCUGUUGCAGCCGGAUCCUGAUGGAAGGAGGAUCGAGAUCACGUGCGCAGCCUGCGGGGGCCAUCUGGGUCACGUCUUUAAAGGUGAAGGCUUCCCAACGCCCACGAAUGAGCGCCACUGCGUGAAUAGCAUUUCGCUCAAGUUCACCCCCGCUGAGUAG
Spirodela intermedia is the source of this 1817-nucleotide messenger RNA. Lineage: Eukaryota; Viridiplantae; Streptophyta; Magnoliopsida; Alismatales; Araceae. The record is from the annotation of a GenBank genome assembly.